CCUUAACCCCACCACCCCACCAUGUUUCGCGAAUUUACAUCUUCUGUGUCACGCAUUUGGCACAAUGGACGUCUACCGCACGUUGGCCGCAAUUCUGGUAUCGAAUCAGUCUCCGUCCUCGUCGCCGACCUCCUUGAUCAUUUCGCAACUCUCCUCCCCGUCUACCUCGAGCGAACAGAAAGCCGGGCUUUCGCGCAUUCUCGCCGAACUCCUGCGCGCCACUCCCGACGCGGCCGCAAAGAAUGUUCUCCAAGAUUACGUUCGGUCGCUGAUACUGUCGGCGGACUUGAACGAUGGUUCCAAAGACUUUGAGCUGGCGAUGGAAUUGGCCAACGAUGACCUGCUUCCAGGAUUGCUGGAUGUGACGUUGACGACUACAGGCAGGCUGUUGAAGGAACAGAGCAACGCGAACGUGAGCAGCGACGAAGGGUUUGCUGUCGACUUCAGCGGGUUCUUCGAGACCCAUCUGUCCGGCUCGCGAAGUGAUAUCCCAUUGGCAUUGGAGGAGGUGCAGGACUUGAAGAAGAGUGUGACCCGGCUGCUACGAUUCUGGCACUUCGUCUUCCUGAAGAAGGAUUGGCUCCGGGCAGCUCAUCCGAUGGUAUCUCCCUCGCUCGUCGGGGAAAUGUUGCCAGUGCACCUGCUAGGCCUCAUGGCGCUGCGGGAUCUGGGUAUUGCAAUGGCCGCCAGCAAUGCUUUGUGCCAGCUCUUGAAUGAUUUCCCCACGUCUGUGCAGCCUUUCCAGCUGCUAUGGGACGGACUCAGUAGACUUGUGGCUGCCGAAAUUCACGUCGAUCUGGCUUUGGCCGUGUGGCUGCGCUGGGCUGCGGCCUCCGGCGAAGGUGUACGUCCAAGCCAGGGAAUACUGGGAAACGAUAGUUACUGGACCCUCAUACAGAAAUGCCUGGCCACCGGUUUCUCCGAGCGCAGGAAAUACAGUCUCCACCUUCUAAUGAAGUCCAUAUCAUCGACACUAGAGCCUGUGGACACCAGAACUUUCACAUUUGACCCCAAGCACCAGAGACCUAUCACCGCAUCGUGGAACAAGUACACGACGCUUAUCGAAAUCGUUUCGCUAUCCACCUCUCCCAACCAGCUCCGCGACGCAACACCGGAUCUAAAGCGUCUACUCGAUGGAUCCUCGCACAUCCCAGCGUCAUGGAUGGUAGUCCUCGUCACCCUCGGUUUCCAGUCUGGCAGCGGCGGUGUAUCCCGCGGCUUCUGGGACAUCAUGAUAUCCCUUGAGCCAAAGCGACUAGGUCGAUUAUUCGGUGGACCCGAGGGCCGGAAACUUCUACAGGACGUAUUGUUCCCCUAUGCCGCAUACGCGGCAAACUUCGUCAUCGGCCGUUCAACACCGGAGAAGUGUGAGCACGGCACGCAGCUUGCGGAAUGGUUGGGAAGAGUCGUGGACGCUGUGGAAUCGAAGCAGGACAUUGCCCGGGCUAUCCUCGUGUGGAUCGAUGAGCGAGAAGAUAAUCUGUUUGCGCCGGCUAGGGCGUGGAUUUUGAAAGGGCUUUUGGAAGGAGUGGGUGCGGAAAGAGUCUUUGGGACUGAAGACCUGAGAUUGCUGGUUAGGAUCGCGAAGAUGCAGAGGUUUACGAAGUUGAAGGUCGAUGUGUGCCUGGCCGCUGUACUCAGGCUGCUGCUAGCGGUGGAUAUCGAUAAAGUUGGGUUUGCGGAAUUUUGGACUGCUCUGGCGGAGGUUGUGUCCAAGAAGGAAUAUCUUCUCUCCGAGGACUAUCUGUCCACGGUUCAGAAACGGGUUGAAAAGUCUCUACUGGACUCACAGCAACUCGACAAUGUCGAACGAUUAGCAUUCGGACAGGAAGGUUCGCCGUCGAGGAUUGAGCUUUUACAAGGAGCAUUUACAGUGUAUUGUCUGGGCUGCCGGAGCGUGGAGCAACUCGAAUCCCCAGACGCCUGGAUCCAGCGUUUUCAGUUGAAGAUUAAGACAGAGCAGCCAAGGCUAAGCUUCUGGACUAUCCUCCUGAGCAAUCGUCAACUUUUUGGCUGUGUCAACAGGCUUUUCGACAUUGGGAGUAUCCUUUCUCACAUUUUCGAAAACCAUCACACUCCAUCCGAGAGUGACAUGGAUAUUGCCUCCCUUUUGGAGCAGUGGCCGGUAGAAGCGCAAGAAAGCGCCACUUCGUUGGCAGCAAUCUUCUCCUUUCGCUGGCGUUCGCUGCAGGAAUCGAAGGGCGACAAGUAUGAGCAGAAUACAGAGCAAAAGAGGACCCACUGGGCUCUGAUAUGUGCCAAUUCUAUCAGACUCAUGAGUGGGACUUCUUUUGCGCAGCCAAGUGUGGACGAUGUUGUGGAUUUGAUCGACGCCUUUCCUAUCCCUCCCUUAGGCCGGAAUAAGCAUGAUAACGUUGAGAUGAUAGCAACUGUGGGCAAGUUCAUCGGUGCGAUGUUCCGCAUUCUUGAACACAGUAUCAGCACUUCGGAAGAGCUCAAUGUAUCCACGAUUUGCAAAACACUGGGCACAUUCCCCCGGUUGCUAAGGUUCCUCGAGAACGAGUCACUCAUCCAUGCCCUUGAUGUCAUCCGGACGAUUGCCACAAAGUUCCCUCAGCAGCUGCUUGAAUCUCAACAAACCAAGGCUGUGGAGCUAGAUUCGCUGAUAUCGCAGCUCUGGGAGACGGCCGAUGCCGCCACGCUGCGCUCUGGUUUCACCAGAGUCUAUCUUGGCUUCAUUCAGACCAUAUUCCACCCUGUCAUUCUCCGGAAUGCAGUGGAGAACGUGGAUCUGAGGGGAACUUUGACUAUCGUUGCCGCGGACAUCAUGAGACUUGGCCACGGAAAACGUUCCAUCCGUCCAGCAAUCGCCAAUGUAAUCCGCAAGGCAUUUAUGCACACGCCUGAAUCCCCCCGGAUCAUCGGCCAAUCCCCAUGGCUAAUUGAUAUCGUCAUCGAGCUGGUCAACUACCAGCAAAACGACUGUGACAAAGACUUCACUGUGGAGCAUCCCCUCAGUAUCCUCUUUGACGAUGUUGCGCCAGGAACCGAUCACUACACCGAGUACUACGGUGACCGUGAGAUUUACUCCCAAGUGUACAUGUUUGACAUGCUCUCGAGAAUGGAUGAAACGGAUAGGGUUCAGGUUGAAUUCGUUAAGGCGCUCAGGGAGAAGUUGUUUUCCCCGUGGACGGAGAACUUCGCGGGCAUGUCAAUUUGGACUGCUUGGAAGAAGCAUACCCAAUUGCAGACGCUGAUCCUCCUGGAACGAUUCGUGGAGAAAGAGGAUGCCGAGGAGUUCCUGGAUCGGGCCAUCAAUAAGGCAUUGUGUCAUGAACGCCAUCCUCGAUACAGAUUUCUCUUUGAAUGGAUCAUAUCGCUGUGCAUCCUUAGGUUUCUUGAGCACCGGAACUGCUUAUGGAAACAUCUUCAAUUUCCUGAAGACCAAAACCCCAAACUCCAGGUGUCUCUCCUACGAGUGGCACUGAUGGUGGCACGGGGGCUCCCGGAAGGCAUGAAGGAGGAAUACUUCACCGAGCUGGUGCACACCGCUAUCCCACUUACAAGCAACACCAAAGUCGUGGUCCGGCACCAGGCCAUCGCCAUGACCCUCGAGUUCUGGGAAGAUGCAGAGCGCUUCGGAUUCACCGAGCUCAUAUCCAACCCGCUCUUCCAGCGUGUCCACAAGGCAGUCACAAACUCGGCCUACUAUAAGGAGUUUCAAAACGCCAAGGACUACCGUACCUUCGACGGUGUAGAAAACCUCACGCUCGCAGGUAUCUUCUCCGGCAGCUAUCUUAAGGGCGGUGACGAAGUCGAAGUUAUCCCCGCCGAUUCCUUCCUUGGGCUCGACGGCGAAGAAUUUAAAGAUUCAAGCAGAACCCGUCAUACUCCCGUAGGCGUCGAAGCACAAGACAACACCCCACCGCCAACCGGUGGACGCCCACAGCACUCCGGAAAAGUAAAAUACCACCCCCAAGACUCCGAAGUCCUCGUUGCUGCCUCCACCGCCCCGAUCCAAACCAAAGCCUCAGACCCCUCGUCCACCGCACUCACUGCCGUCGGCACCGAGGACAGGGACCUAAUACUCGUUGCCUCCCUACUGGACAACAACUUCAAUCUCGGCGGAGUCUCGCGCGUCUCCGAGAUCAUGGGCGUGCACACACUAACCUUCAAUUCCCUGUCAUCGACCAAGACGUCGGAAUUCACCAGCGUCUCAGUGCACUCCGAGAGCUGGCUCGACCUCGUCGAAGUCCCCAUUCCCGAGAUCGCCGCUUACCUCCGAGAGAAGCGCGCGGCAGGGUACACCGCCGUGGGUGUAGAACAGACGGACCGCAGUGUCAUCCUGGGGAAGGAUGAGUGUAGGUUUCCGAAGAAAACGGUGUUGCUGCUGGGGACGGAGAAGUUCGGUAUUCCAGCGGAGCUGUUGGGUGAGCUGGAUUGGUGCGUGGAGAUCCCGCAGAAGGGAAGGACCAGGAGCAUGAACGUCCAGACAGCCGCGGCUGUGGUGCUGUAUGAGGCCUGUCGACAGGAGGGGGCGGAGAAGUGAAGUGAUUGCAAGGGAAAAGUUUUGUUUUGGGAAGGAUAUAAAAGGAUCACGUACUAGAGGAUACAUUUGUUUUUUUCUACUUCACUAUGGCUAUGCUGCCAUUCUCGCUUGUGUUUGCAAAGUCCAAAC
This is a messenger RNA of Tricharina praecox, 4639 nucleotides long. RefSeq lists its product as uncharacterized. The transcript is spliced from 13 exons. Gene Ontology annotation, molecular function: RNA binding; tRNA (guanine) methyltransferase activity. NCBI's taxonomy places the organism in Eukaryota, Fungi, Ascomycota, Pezizomycetes, Pezizales, Pyronemataceae. Bases 65 to 4510 code for a protein of 1481 amino acids. Gene Ontology annotation, biological process: tRNA methylation. The record is from RefSeq and is a predicted model, not a curated record.